UAGGAAGGACAAAGAAAAUACUACUCUAACUAGAGUACAUUCUAGACUUGAGUUGGAGGCCCCAACAAAUGCCCCAAUUGGUCCACGACCAAAAGGAGGAAUCUAAACUCGACGUCAAGCGUAUCAAAUGAUUGUGUCACUUCUCUCCUCUUCGAUCGUCGUCCCCAGGCACCACUAUUCAGCUUCCUACUUCUCAGUUCUCACUCCCCUCCAAAAUUCUUCAAUUUGCUUCUGAAUUCUCUUUCCCUGUUCCAUAGGAUAGGAGAAUUCGUUGAACUGGGUUGAGAGAUAUGAGCUUCCAAGAUCUCGAAGCGGGUCGUCCUAUGAGUUCCAGGCGAGACCCCACCCAAGACGCGUCGCAAGCCGUUGCCUCGGGGAUUUUUCAGAUCAACACGGCUGUCUCCACAUUUCAGAGGCUCGUCAAUACCCUCGGGACCCCCAAGGACACGCCCGAGCUCCGCGAGAAGCUGCACAAGACAAGGUUACAUAUUGGCCAAGUGGUUAAGGAUACUUCAGCUAAACUUAAGCAAGCUAGUGAAACUGAUCAUCGGACUGAAGUCAGUGCCAGCAAGAAGAUUACGGAUGCUAAACUUGCAAAAGAUUUCCAAGCAGUUUUGAAAGAGUUUCAGAAGGCACAAAGGCUUGCAGCUGAAAGGGAGACAGCAUAUGCUCCUUUGGUUCCCCAAGCAGUUCUUCCAUCAAGCUAUACAGCCAGUGAGAUUGCCGUAAGUUCAGAUAAGAGUCCAGAACAACGUGCUCUUCUUGUUGAAUCUAGAAGACAAGAGGUUUUGCUGCUGGACAAUGAGGUUGCCUUCAACGAGGUUAUCAUUGAUGAAAGAGAGCAGGGAAUUCACGAAAUCCAGCAGCAAAUUGGGGAAGUGAAUGAGAUUUUUAAAGACCUUGCUGUGCUUGUCCAUGAACAAGGGACUGUGAUUGAUGACAUUGGAGCCAAUAUUGAAGGCUCUCAUGCUGCAACUGCACAGGGGAAAUCCCAACUUAACCAAGCAGCGAAGACCCAAAAAUCAAACUCGUCUCUGACCUGCUUGCUGUUGGUAAUAUUUGGCAUCGUGAUUCUUAUUGUGGUCAUAGUACUUGUGGCAUGAUCGGUUGCAACGGAUUGCAUGACGGACAAGCCAAGCGUUGAUCUAGCUCAAUCUGCCGUUAACGGUGACCAUGGAUUCUACCCCAGAAACAAGAUGGGAUCUCUUGGCUGGUAAUUUUUGGUUCAUGUCAUGUGACCAAAGCGCAUGCUCGGUGUCAUUGCUAACUUAUGUGUCUCUACUUGGAGUCCAAAUUAAUCAGAGUUUUCUAUAGUUGGCUGCUUUUUUACAGUGUGCUGGGAUCCGGUCUGUGUUUGGUUCUGUAAAUUUGUCGCUUGGGUUUUGUGGGCGUGGCACUUGUUCUUGUACCUCAUUCAAUUAUUGUUUGUUCCCGACCAAGAAAAAGUUAAAUAAAUGUAUGUUAUUUUUUGGCAAAAA
Molecule: messenger RNA, 1478 nt
Organism: Rhododendron vialii
Lineage: Eukaryota; Viridiplantae; Streptophyta; Magnoliopsida; Ericales; Ericaceae
Product: syntaxin-22-like
Exons: 7
Coding region: 291-1103 (270 amino acids)
Biological process (GO): intracellular protein transport; vesicle fusion; vesicle-mediated transport
Cellular component (GO): endomembrane system; membrane; SNARE complex
Molecular function (GO): SNAP receptor activity; SNARE binding
Source: RefSeq, a predicted model, not a curated record